AUGAUUUGCGGAUACGAUCACAUCGCGCACAAGCACAAAAUUGUGUGCGGGCAAGAGCAAAGUCCCAAGGAUGGCGAGAUCUACAACGUGGCUAUGACAAUGACCGUUCGUAAAGACCAACCCAACGAAGAAGUCCUGGACUUGUCCAAAUUUACCAGCAAGGACGUCCGUGCUCUCGCUCUCAAGUGUGGAGUCAGGGGAGGUGGUAACAUGACUAUUUUCACUGCAAGGAUGGAGAUUGCACGCAGCAUUCAGAUGGGCACUAUGUACACUGACCUGUCUAUUGCGAACCCAGGUUCUGAUGCCGCAGCCGGACGCAAGGACUAUGAAGAACAGCCACUCUCAGAGCAGGGAGUUAGCGGAAAUCCCGUGAAAGACUUUUGGCUUCUUGUCUCAGACACGAUGAAUGAGACGGAUGAUGAUUCGUUUGACACCGUCUUAGGAUUGCAAGAGGGGGAAAACGACAGGCUCAGUGCAUGGAACCAAGAAAACGGUUUCAACCUUAAAGAUAUCAGCCGUGGCCACACAUUCAAGACGGUUAAGCAACAUGUGUGUGACUUGAUGAAGUCACGCGAGAGAUGCCGCAUGGAAAUGAAGAAAUCCGUUUACUACUGUGACUAUCUUUGUGUGCAACAACCUGCCAUUGAUGGCAAGUUUGCGGCAUUUAUGGACGAAGAUUUGAAGAGUGACUCUACGGUUGACUUUACUGGGAGUGCUGAUUCGGCUGGUAGCAAAGCGGGAAAACUUGCUGUAUCCGCCGUCGUGGAAUCCCUUGCCACCGCAACCACCGAUUUGAAGGAAGCAAUGAGCCAAAGAAACAACGCGACGGAGGAAGUCUCUCAAACGAAGAGCUGGAAUGACUAUUUCGAUGUUUGCGAUCGGUAUUGUAAAUUGAAGGAGGAUAUCCGCAACGGGGAUUCGUCCAAAGCCCGUAUGGUUGGAGCCAUGGAGGUUCGUAUCCGACAACUUGAAGCGCACUUGAAGAUCGUGCCGGCCAAGUCAGUUAUUGAAACAGAGGAAACUGGCGCACUGGCCGAAUAA
This is a messenger RNA of Seminavis robusta, 1041 nucleotides long. The record is from the annotation of a GenBank genome assembly. NCBI's taxonomy places the organism in Eukaryota, Bacillariophyta, Bacillariophyceae, Naviculales, Naviculaceae.